Molecule: messenger RNA, 1304 nt
Organism: Cuscuta europaea
Lineage: Eukaryota; Viridiplantae; Streptophyta; Magnoliopsida; Solanales; Convolvulaceae
Source: the annotation of a GenBank genome assembly
AAGCAACCCAAGCAGGCAAGCAGCCCAGAAGAGCUGGAAGAAGAAUUACUAUAAGCCUAUAAGGCACAGGCUGGAUGGGUGGUCAGUACUCUAAGCAGGUUGAGCGGCGAAAAUCUAUUCACGCCGGGAGGAAGUACUUACAAGAUCUCCAGACCAAAGACGGCAAUGAAUUCCCCGGUUCCGAUUACCAUCCACCUGAUAGGAAAACAUGGAUGACUGAUCUCGACCCGCAUAAAAUUCGGGUCAACCAGAUCAUCUGGCCUGGGACCCACGAUUCUGCCACAAACAAGAUUGGUAUUCCCAUGGUUUCCCGACCCUUCGCGCAGUGCCAAUCUUUGUCAAUCUACCGGCAGCUGGGCGCCGGUGCCAGGGUUCUCGACAUCCGGGUUCAGGAGGACCGGAAAGUGUGCCACGGGAUCCUCACUACCUACGGCGUCGACGUCGUCAUCCGCGACGUCAAGAAAUUUCUCUCGGAAACCCAAUCGGAGAUCGUAAUCCUGGAGAUCCGAACAGAGUUCGGGCACAAUGACCCGUCGGAAUUCGAUAAGUACCUGGAAGAAGAGCUCGGGGAGUAUCUAAUUCACCAGGACGAUCACGUAUUCGGCAAGACGAUCGCAGAGUUGUCCCCGAAGAGAUUGAUAUGCGUUUGGAAGCCCCGGAAAACGUCCCAGCCAAAAGCAGGUGGUCCGCUUUGGAGUUCCGGUUACCUGAAAGAUAACUGGAUCGACACAGACUUGCCGGAGAAGAAAUUCGAGAGCAACAUAAAGCAUUUGAGCGAGCAGCCGGCGGUGGGGUCCCGGAAAUUCUUCUACAGGGUGGAGAACACGGUGACUCCUCAGGCGGACAAUCCGGUGUUGUGCGUUAAACCGGUGACGAACCGGAUUCAUCCGUACGGAAGACUUUUCAUAAAGCGAUGUGUAUCGGAAGGGCAUGCUGAUAAGUUGCAGAUAUUUUCGACGGAUUUCAUUGACGACGAUUUCGUGGACGCAUGUGUUGGGCUUACCAGUGCAAGAGUCCAAGGAAAAGUCUGAUAAUCGGCCGUACAUACUAUACAGUGUAUAUUGGAUGUAUUUGAGUGGAUUGAAAUUUUAUGGUCAUGUGAUCUAUUUAAGUUUAUUUUCGUUUAUGUGUAUUUUAUUAUUAUGCAUUUGAGUUUGGUUUAAUAUGAUUUUGAAAUCAAAAUAAUAAAAUACAAAGAAAAUCUCACUUUUAAUCCGGCAACUUUUGGUUUUGCCGAUUUUAAUCUUGUAAUUUUACAUAGUUGCAGAUUUGGUUGUGCAAAUGUGCAAUCAAUCAAAUAUGCC